Messenger RNA from Oryza sativa Japonica Group (Japanese rice), 2228 nucleotides. Its product is annotated as transcription factor TGAL9-like. Gene Ontology annotation, biological process: regulation of DNA-templated transcription; DNA-templated transcription. Gene Ontology annotation, molecular function: sequence-specific DNA binding; DNA-binding transcription factor activity. The record is from RefSeq and is a predicted model, not a curated record. Lineage: Eukaryota; Viridiplantae; Streptophyta; Magnoliopsida; Poales; Poaceae.
CCCCUUAUAUUUCUUGUACAAGCACUCCACCUCAACUAAGCUAGCUACUACAAGUCCUAAUACUUUUGCUACCUAUAGCUAGCUAGCUUCCGGUCAGAAGAAGCUAAGGAGAAUUAGAAGCUAUGUCUACCUAGCUUGGAGGAAGAAGAAGAAGAGGAGGAGGGAUUGCGGCGCGAUCGAUCGACACGCGUCGUCUACCGAUAAAUUCCUCGCAAAAUCAAUCGAUAUCAUAUCGAUCGAGUCUAGAGGUGAUGAGAUCAGAUGUGAAGUACUUGAGGAGCUGAUUUGGUGAUAGGAUCGAUUUAAUUGCUAGCUGAGGUGAUCAUCAUCAAGGAGAAGAAAGAGAUAGUUUAUUUGCUACUGGGGAUCAGUGUGUUUGCAUGGGGGAUAGGCCAUGGCAGCAGCAGCUGCAGCCACAUGAUCAGCAGGCGGCUUCUUGCUCAGUCACGGCCGGGAUGAUGAUGCAAGCUUCUGCGACCUCCUCCUCCAUCCAUGGCAACAACAUCAUCAGAAAGGAUCCUGGGGGAGGAUACGACAUGGCAGAAUUGGAUCACAUCUUCCUCUACCUCAACAGCCAGGAUCAAGCAUCAGCAGCAAUUCAAGAACAACCUCAAACCCUCAACAUCUUCCCUUCACAGCCAAUGCACGCCGGCGAGCCUUCUCCCAAGGGAUCAUCAUCCAUGGCGGCUAUCAACUCGGCGCCGUCCAAUAACGCCCUCGCCAUCGCCGCCGGCUCUUCCAAGCGGCCGCCGGCGGCGGCGGCGGCCGGCGGCCAGCCGUCGAGGCUGAAUAAUCCGGCCGAUCAGCCGUCGGCCUCCGGGAAGGACGGCAAGGCUGCCGUCGUCAAGAAAGAAGGCGGCGGCGGCGGCGGGAAGCAUCACGGCGGCGCAUCGUCGGCGGCGGCGUCGGAGCACGAGGGCCCCAAGACGCCGGACGCCAAGACGCUGCGGAGGCUUGCACAGAACAGGGAGGCAGCCAGGAAAAGCAGGCUAAGGAAGAAGGCUUACAUUCAAAAUCUGGAGACAAGCAGGAUCAGACUGUCCCAGCUGGAACAGGAGUUGGUGCAAAGAUCAAGAACUCAGGGUGCAAUUUUGGGUGGUGGAGCUUUUUCUGCCGGCAUUGGAGGACAAAGCCCAGAGGCGGCGUGGUUCGACGGCGAGUACGCGCGGUGGGUGGAGAGCCACGAGAGGAUGAUGGCUCACAUGCGGGCGGCGGUGGAGGAGCAGCCGCAGCACGGCGGCGUGGCGGCGGCGGCGGCGGAGGCGCAGCUACGGCAGCUGGUGGACGCGGCGGUGGCGCACCACGGCGUGCUGGUGGAGCUCAAGGCCGCCGUGGCCAGCGCCGACGUCUUCCACCUCGUCUCCGGGACGUGGCUGCCCGCCGCCGAGCGCUGCUUCCUCUGGAUUGGUGGCUUCCGCCCAUCCGAGCUCAUCAAGAUGAUGGCGCGGCACGCGGAGCCAUUGACGGAGCAACAGGCGGCGGGUGUGUACGGUGUGCAGCAGUCGGCGAGGGAGAGGGAGGAGGCACUUGACCGCGACCUCCACGCCACCCACCACGCCCUCUCCGAUGCCGUCUCCUCGGACUCACUCCUGCUCUUCCCUCCCGGCACCGGUGCCACCGCAUACUCCGACGUCGCCAUGGCUCACCUCUCCCUUGCCAUCUCCAAUCUCUCCUCCCUCGAAGCCUUCGUCAGGCAGGCGGACGCGCUGAGGCUGCAGACGCUGUACAAGCUGCCGCAGAUACUGACGGCGAGGCAGUCGGCGCGGUGCUUCCUCGCCAUCGCCGACCACUCCCACCGCCUCCGCGCCCUCACCUCCCUCUGGCUCUCGCGCCCGCGCCACCCCGACCAACCCGCCCCUCCUCCGCCUCCGCCAUCCAUCAACCCUAGAAAUUAGACCACAUCCAUCCACUGGCCCUGGAGAUCCAAUGGCCCAGCAUCUACACUGCUACACCACUGCAGUUUUACAUACAGACAGACAGACAGGAACAGAUUAGUUUCAAAAGUUUCAGAAUACUACAGUGCAUAGAGAGAUGAUCAAUCGAUCAGGCCUUAAUUUGCUUCUUUGACAAGAUCAGAUGAUUUCAUUUUUAAAUUAGGAGGGUAGCAGCAUGCUGUAAUUGUGCAUAUAAUGUAUAAGAAACAGAAACUAAGCUGUAUACUAGUAGCUGCUGAUGAUAAUUACUAGUCAGUAUGAAAAUAAGUGCUGAGAUUGAUGAUGACACUGUAA